This is a messenger RNA of Gavialis gangeticus (Gharial), 1851 nucleotides long. RefSeq names its product syntaxin 8 (gene STX8). Gene Ontology annotation, cellular component: endomembrane system; SNARE complex. The coding region runs from base 89 to 799 and encodes 236 amino acids. Gene Ontology annotation, biological process: intracellular protein transport; vesicle fusion. The transcript has 8 exons. The record is from RefSeq and is a predicted model, not a curated record. NCBI's taxonomy places the organism in Eukaryota, Metazoa, Chordata, Crocodylia, Gavialidae. Gene Ontology annotation, molecular function: SNARE binding; SNAP receptor activity.
UCCGUGGUUUGAGCUUCCGCGCUCGCCGUAGUCAACUGACACGACCCGGAAGUGUCCUGUGGCGGUGCUGAGGGGCUCGGGCGCAGUGAUGGCUCCGGACCCCUGGCUGUUGAUGUAUGAUUCCACUUGUCACAUUGCACAAGAGAUCGCUGAAAAGAUCCAGGAACGUAACCGUUGUCAAAGAAAUGGGGAAAGUUCAUCAAAGCUUAAUGUGGCAAUAAGGUCAUUGUUGCAGAAUCUCAAGGAAAAGAUCAACCGUCUGAAGGACUUACUGCUUCAAGCUGUAUCAACACACCAAAUAACUCAGCUGGAGGGGGAUAGAAGGCAAAGCUUACUGGAUGACCUUCUCACAAGGCAAAGACAACUUCAAGCAUCCUAUAAGAAUGAUGGUACAGAAACAGAUGUGAUAAGAUCUAGCCUAAUGACUGGAGGGGUCAAACGAGGUGCAACAAACCCAUGGCUCCUGGAAGAAUCUGAGGAAACCAGAGGCCUUAGCUUUGAUGAUAUCACACAGCAGCAGCAGAGAAUCAUACAAGAGCAAGAUGCUGGGCUUGAUACUCUGUCCUCAGUUUUGUCCCGGCAAAAACAAAUGGGGCAGCAAAUUGGUAAUGAACUGGAAGAACAGAAUGAGAUCAUUGAUGACCUAACCAAUUUAGUAGAAAACACAGAUGACAAGCUUCGCAAUCAAACUCGGCAUGUGAAGAUGGUGGACAAAAAGUCAACUUCCUGUGGAAUGCUGGUGGUGAUUGUCUUGUUGCUGAUUGCAAUAGCAGUGGUUGCUGUCUGGCCAACAAAAUAAUAUGAAUUCAGGAACUGUCAGAGAUGCUGCAUAUCAGCAGUGGAGUAUGGAUGACACCAGAGCAGAACAGGAGUGCAAACACGUUUUGUGUUUUAAAAUAAACUCAACAGUAUUAGAAUGAAGCUGUGUCUGACAUGCAUCAGUUUCUGCACAAAGUCCAUAGCCAGACAGUUGUGGCUACCUUGAAAAGGGCUCCUUUACUACCUGAAUUUUGUAUUUAAAGGAGGCACAACUGGAGAUAGACACAUUUUUUUUUUUUAUAAUUUACUCCUUGAUGCACCCAUUUCUAAGCAAAUGAUCAUAUAGAUCUGCCAUGCCCCCUCUCCCUUGUGUUGACAUCAGCUGUCCUGAGGGUUUCAAUUUUCUAUAAACUCUUAAGACAUGAUUCUUGUAGUACAUACAUGGAGUUCUUUCACUCUACUGCUUGUCUUGAGAAUUAAGACUUUUUCAUCUUACGAGGACGUGAACGUUUUAAAGAGCUCAUUUAUACUGGAUAUCCAUAAAGUCUGAGAGCGGGUAUAACCCUACAACGAUGUCUGAUGGUAAGGUGGAAGGGGAUUGAUUUAGUAUUUCAGAUAAACCUUAGAAGUGCAUUCAAGUAUGACUCAGUUUUUGGCUGUUGUGAGAAUUAUCAGUGUUGAUCUCCGCAAAUAGAAAUGUAAAUAGCUGAGGGUCUUUUCAAGGUUUAGUAUAGCCAGGUGCAUACAAGUGGAAAACACUGCCCAAAAUGUUCUCAUAAGGAGCUGAGACUUUCUGGUAAGUGUGCUUUAACUUAUACUGAGGCAAGUUUUAACACAGCCAACUAAACUGCAGAAGAUAAAACAGAGUCCAUGUACUAAUCUCAAGCCCAGAUUUCUGCUUCUCUUUCUUUUAUAAUGUUCCACAGUUUGCUAAACCUGUAAUGGAAAAUACAAGUAUUUAAAACUCAUUAAUGAAAAAAAAAUGUAAUGCUUAUUUCUGGCCAAAAACUAUUAUUUUCAUAUAUGUGCCAACUUGAUUGUCUGAAUGGAUAGAGCAAGCAAUAGCACUGAAUAAAAGUCAAUUUGUUUAUA